ACCACAGAUAGCAGAAAGGAAAAGCCAGAAGGAGAGAGGAAAGGAGAGGGCUCGGCCGCUCCUGGAGGAGGAACAGGAGUGAGGCUGGGAGGAGGACAGAAAGUGUGUCUAAAGCGGAGUCAAGAAAGAACAACAACCAAACUACCCUCAAAGCACAUUUUAACAACUCUGGCAACCCAAGAAACAGGCUACGUUUAAAGAACGUAGAGACAAUGAAAAGCUAAAGAAAAAAUUGCAGUUUCUGCUACAGUCUCAUAGGUGCUUGGAAAUGAAAGUACAACUUGCCUGUCUUUAACGGACUCUGACAGGGGUAACUGGAUUAGGGACGGGCACGCCAGUUUUUUUUUUUUUUUUUUUAAAUCUUAAAUCCUGAAAAAAAAAAAAAAAAGGCAGCAGCUCGGAAUUGAAUGAAUUGAUGGGCACACUCCAACUGCUGGGCUGGAGAGACUGAACUUGGUCUUGCCAUUUCGCUUCUUUGAAAAAAGGAGACAGCUUGGGCUUCCUUUUAAUUUAGUUUUUCUACUUCUCCCCCACCUCCCAACCUUCCCCCCUUACCUUCCCCACCCCCUCUACCACCUCCCCCCUUUUAAAUAAGAGGGUGCAGGGGAACCGGAGCACACACGGGGACUGACUCAGGAGGCAGAGAAGAUGGGCAUCCUUAGCGUAGACCUGCUGAUCACACUGCAAAUUCUGCCAGUUUUCUUCUCCAACUGCCUCUUCCUGGCGCUCUAUGACUCGGUCAUUCUGCUCAAGCACGUGGUGCUGCUCUUGAGUCGCUCCAAGUCCACCCGCGGAGAGUGGCGGCGCAUGCUGACCUCAGAGGGACUACGCUGUGUGUGGAAGAGCUUCCUCCUUGACGCCUACAAACAGGUAAAAUUGGGUGAGGAUGCCCCCAAUUCCAGUGUGGUGUGUGUCUCCAGGCCUGAAGGAGGUGACAGUAGCGGGAACGGGGCUCAGGACAAGACGGCUGACGGAGCGGAAUGCCACCUCCUUGACUUUGCCAGCUCCGAGCGCCCACUGGUGGUCAACUUCGGCUCAGCCACUUGACCUCCUUUUACCAGCCAGCUCCCAGCCUUCAGCAAACUGGUGGAAGAAUUCUCGUCGGUGGCGGACUUCCUGUUGGUCUACAUUGAUGAGGCACAUCCUUCAGACGGCUGGGCAGUGCCUGGGGACUCCUCGUUAUCUUUUGAGGUGAAGAAGCAUCGGAACCAGGAAGAGCGAUGUGCAGCAGCCCACCAGCUCCUGGAGCGUUUCUCCUUGCCGCCCCAGUGCCGGGUUGUGGCUGACCGCAUGGACAAUAACGCCAACGUAGCCUAUGGGGUAGCCUUUGAACGCGUGUGCAUCGUAGAGAGACAGAAAAUUGCUUAUCUGGGAGGAAAGGGCCCCUUCUGCUAUAAUCUCCAAGAAGUCCGGCGUUGGCUGGAGAAGAAUUUCAGCAAGAGAUGAAUCUAGAUUAGCUGGCUAAAGGUAUGAUGAUAAUAGAGCUUCUUAUUUAAUA
Molecule: messenger RNA, 1498 nt
Organism: Ochotona princeps (American pika)
Lineage: Eukaryota; Metazoa; Chordata; Mammalia; Lagomorpha; Ochotonidae
Gene: DIO2
Product: iodothyronine deiodinase 2
Exons: 2
Molecular function (GO): thyroxine 5'-deiodinase activity
Source: RefSeq, a predicted model, not a curated record